AAAAAUUACGAGGAUCUUCCCCAAUAAUUGCUACUCUCCUCCUUGAACUUUUAUAAGUAGAAAUCAAAAAUCGCAUCCCCUUCUUCCCCCAAUAUGGUAUAUUGGUAAUCUAAUCUAUUCUCCUUGAAAAAAGAUUCUACUCCUCUCACUCUUUCUCUCUCUGUCUGCUGUAUGGGAAUGGGAAGUGAGUACCUUUUUUCUCUCCCACAAUAAUCUUGCAUGUUCUGUUGUACAGCCAAUCGCACCACCGCCCUUUCCUCUUCUGACCUCGUCCUUUUUCCACCUCAAUUCUAGGGUUUCUCUCUCUCUCUCUCUCUCUCUCUUAGUAUGAUUCUUAUGUCUAUUCUCUUGAUCACUGUGCUCGCCGAUCUCUCUCUUUCAAAUCACAACUAGCCUCCCCUGUUGUUAUUCCAAAUCCCAUGUAAAUUCAUUUUGAUUCUCUCUCUCUCUCUCUCUCUCUCUUUUCUUUAAAAAUCUAGGGUUUUGAUAGGGUUUUUCUCGAAAGAUCAGGCCAAGUGUUCAUUUGAUACUUCGCUGAUUCCUUUGUUUGUUGGGGCGAAUCUAAAUUUAUUCUUUUUGUUAGCAUACAAGCAAGCAAAAAAAAAAAAAAAAAGUCUCAAUAUUCAUGGCGCACCAGCCGCCGAUUCCAGGUCCGAGUUCAGGAUCAGGAUCGAGUUCGAGUUCAGGGUUCCAAUUCUUGAAUUCCCCUUUUGGAGACACCACUUACACCAAGGUCUUCGUCGGAGGCCUCGCUUGGGAGACUCAGAGCGAUACCCUUCACCGCUACUUCGACCAGUUCGGUGAGAUCCUCGAGGCCGUCGUUAUCACCGAUAAGAACACCGGCCGAUCCAAAGGCUACGGUUUUGUGACUUUCCGUGACCCUGAGUCUGCAAGAAGGGCCUGUGCUGAUCCAACUCCAAUUAUUGAUGGCAGGCGAGCAAAUUGUAAUUUGGCUUCGCUCGGACGCCCUGGGCCUUCUCUGCCUUUUGGACGUCUUAGAUCACCGACACCUUAUAUUGGAAGUGUCCCAGCUGCCCGCGGGGCUUACGUUGGAACUUUUGGCCACCAGCAACCAGUUUCUUUCGGCUACCAACAAGGAUAUUUGUAUCCUCCAUAUGGGUAUACAGCAUAUGGUCCUGAAUACGUCUACCCGCAGGGUGUUUACAACCCAUAUGUGGGGCAACAGUACCUUCAUUUAUAUGGUGUACCUGGAACAGUUAACCCAGCUAUGUACCCUUAUAGCCAAUUGGGUCAGACUAUUCCUGGUGGUCAAGGUUAUAAUACGAUGCAGGGCUAUACAAUGCCAGGUCAUCAGAUUGUGCAAUUUGGUGGGCCCAGUGUCAAUGCAAUAACAACUUCGCCUAUUCCCACAAUUCAUGCACAAUAUCCUACAGGUAUGGCUGCACCUGUUCCAGUCCAACCACAGUUUAUAGUUCCUGCUCAUUCUCCUCAGUUCAUGCAAGGUAGCGGUUCUGACCAAACAGCAGGGUGAGGGUUUAAUCAAGGUAUCCUUAGAUUGCAGCAGGACUAAGAGCAUCGGUACUGCUACUUGAGUGGCGGGAGUUGAAUCUAGCCUUGCAAAUUAUCAUUUCGCAUUCUAGAGGUUAUACAUAGUCAUCAUGCUCACCAGAGAAGUCAUUUUUAUGUCUGAGUCGCUCUGCUCCAGAUGGUGGAGAAGGGAACAUAGGAAGAUGCGGACUGCUGUUCUUCCUUCACUGUUGUGCAUCUAAAUCCCUUGUGUAACUGCCAGUGCUUCAAAUGACUGGUAGGAAGAGUUGGUCAUUGGAUUGAUGGGUAUGCUGGAAUGGGUUUCUGGCUACCAUUAUAGCCAUUUACAGGAACAAUAAACUCUGUAAACAUCUUGUUAUUAGAAUCAAAAUAUGAUUCUUUUCUCAUAGUCCUGUCCCAGCAUUUUGGGCAUGUAGAUAUUCUCUGGUGUCUGUUGUUGAGUCCAUCCUGCAUUGUAUUUAAAUGUCAGUUCAUUCCUUCCGAGUCAGUCUUGUGCAUAGCAGUAGUUGGGGUUUCAUUUGGAAAGUGGAAACUCAAUUAUGUAAUCUGAAUUAUUUUGAGAGCCUGACCUCAAAGCAUGGGUGAAGCUCCAGCUCUUAUCUAUAAUACAAAGAUCUUCUUUUCUGUGUGUAAA
Molecule: messenger RNA, 2143 nt
Organism: Camellia sinensis
Lineage: Eukaryota; Viridiplantae; Streptophyta; Magnoliopsida; Ericales; Theaceae
Product: RNA-binding (RRM/RBD/RNP motifs) family protein
Molecular function (GO): RNA binding
Source: RefSeq, a predicted model, not a curated record